Messenger RNA from Ceraceosorus bombacis, 4663 nucleotides. The record is from the annotation of a GenBank genome assembly. NCBI's taxonomy places the organism in Eukaryota, Fungi, Basidiomycota, Exobasidiomycetes, Ceraceosorales, Ceraceosoraceae.
AUGGCCGCCAUGAAGGGCAGCAUACGCCUCAUGUAUGCGACCUUGCCAGUGCGGUACGCACCGCUCACGGUGGUCGCCGUGGGGCUCUCCAUUUGCUCAGGCGCAAUACAACCGCUGAUGACUCGGAUCAUCGGCGACGCUUUCGACGCCUUUGCCAAGUUCAACCCAACUAGCUUGCCAAACGAUCAGAUUACACAAGAGAGGAGGGAUGCAUUGAUGUCAUCUGUAGCCACCUCCAUCUGGAGGCUCUGCGCUCUUGGCGUGGGAACAAUGAUACUCAGCACAUCGAUGAUCUCUGCGUGGAUUGCCUUGGGGGAGCGGGUAGCGAGUGGAUUAAGGCUGAAGGUCUACACCGCCUGCGAUCAAAAGCGCCUUGAUUGGUACGACUGCGACAUGGGCACAAAGAGCACAGGUCAGGAGGAUUCCGAGGACGGCACGGGAUUCGGUGCGGGUGGUCUGAUGGCUCGAUUCGCACGGUGAGUGGAUCUGCCCGUCCGCCAGAUCUUGGGAAGACGGAUAUCUGACAAUCCAACUCGCGCAUCAUGUCAGCGAAAUCGACGAUGUUCGGGUCGCGUCCUCGCAGACUUUUGGGCAACUUCUGCAGUACGUCGUGACGACCAUUGCCUGCGUCGUGCUCGCCCUGGCCAUGCGCUGGGACUUGACACUCGUCGUCUUGGCAUCUGUGCCCCUGACUGCGGUCAUCGCUAUCGCCUGCGAGGUAAUUGCAGCCAGCUCCCUCGCCGAAGAGCGCACUCUAUCUGCUAAGGCUAGUGGAAACGUAGAACGGGUGGUCAACGCGAUUGCGACAGUCAAAGCCUUCAAUGCGGAAGUCAGAGAGCUGCGCAAUUUUCAGCGCUUUCUUGCAAAGUUGCAAAGAGUCAAUCUCAAGAUUACCACCGUAUGGGCUGUGCGCACCGGCGCGACUUCCGGCAUUGCCCUCGCCAUGUUCAGCUCUGGCUUUGCUUACGGCAGUCAUUUGGUACAGAAGGGCGCAUGUUCGCCAGGCACAGUCAUGACCGUCUUUUGGAGUGCGUUGCUCGCAACCUCCCACCUUCAGCAGGUCAUUGACACCCUGAACAUCAUAGAGAAGGGCAAAGUCGCGAGCGCCAGUCUGCACGCGCUGUGCGCGGAAAGCCCCAGCCGAGGAUCAAAGACAACUAGCCAGCCUCCUGAAGAUAGGCCAGUGAAGAAAGUCGGGCACCAACAGGCACCAUCUGUCUCGUCUUUGCAGACAUCGCCAAGCUUUGUCAGCUCACCAGCAUACGACGAAUUCUCCUUCAUCGGCGCCAAGCCGGCCGCAGGCCCAUGUCACCCGCUCUCUCCGCGGCUGACGUCACCUCGAACAGCGGUACAGAUGAAAUUUCAAGAAAUACCUCAGGCAAGCCGACCGUCUAGCCCUGUUCAGAGCAUGCAUUCAGAAUACGGCUCCGAGUCCAAGUUGACGGUGCUACCCGCUAGAGGUCGAGGGCGAAGCAAACACCUCAGGCCCAGAAAAGUUGGGCCCGUCGCGGCUAUGCGCCGAAUCCGUCCAGAGAGAUGCUACGGAGAAAUCACACUGACCAAUGUUGGGUUCGCCUAUCCCUCGCGACCUGACGUUGCAGUGCUCAAGGGUGUUUCGAUGUACUUCGCUGCAGGCGAGACCACUUACGUCGUAGGAGCUUCUGGGAGCGGCAAGUCCACCAUCGCACAACUCUUGAUGCGGCAAUACGAAAUCGAAGAUGGAAGCAUUCAGCUGGACGACCAAGACAUCACCUUUCUUGACGCGGAUUGGGUGAGAGGCAAGAUGGCAAGUGUCGAUCAGACGCCUAUCGUCUUUGACCUGAGCGUGCAUGAAAAUGUUGCGCUGGGGCUCUGCGGCCUCCUCAGCGAGUCCAACGAACAAGUCAGUGGUGUUUCCAAUCACGUACCUGCGGUGCCGCGCGAGGACGUCAUCGCAGCAUGUCGAACCGCCCUGCUGCACGAGUUUAUCAUGUCGCUCCCUGACGGCUACGACACUCAGCUAGGAGCCCGCGGAGCAAGUCUUUCCGGCGGCCAGAAACAGAGGCUCAGCAUCGCGCGAGCAAAGCUUCGAGAUCCGAGCAUUCUCAUGUUAGAUGAAGCGACCAGCGCACUAGACCCCAAAAGUCGGCUCUUGGUCAACGAGGCUGUCAAAGCGUGGAGACGUGGUCGCACGACAAUCAUCAUCACGCAUGAUCUCUCAAGCCUGGGCGAUGAGGACUUUGUAUAUCUGAUGCACGACGGCCAGAUAGCUGAACACGGCUUCUGUGGCGAUCUUCGCACCCGUGCGGGUCCCUUCAGCGAGCUCGCUAAAAAGCAAUGUCUCGCGAUGAAAACAACUAGUAUCGACGAAGCUCUCAUCAGUCCCACCGGCCUGGAUCAGCGCGCCUCACUAGCUUUGGAGUCUCUCAAAAUUAGCCCUGACCAUUCAAGAGCUGCCAUGUGGGGUCAGAGGCUGAGUAUGCUGGCCUUGCCGCCAAAUGCAGUCGCGCGGGACAGUCGACAGUGGCCUAGAACGGUGACAACGUCCACUGGCGCGGAUAGCGUCACACUCAGCCAAGAUAUCAACAAGCAUGAUGCCUUGCAUGGACUCCGACCCCUGCAACUCGCACAGCAACAGCAGCACCGCACCUUCGAGGAAGACAUCGAGGUGGUAGAAUGCCUUCAAGCUGCUGGCGAAUACGUCAGCGCUCGCCGACCGCUUCGAAUAUCUGAUGCGUCACAAGACGAGAGCAUGUUUCGGCGCAAACGCUGGGAUCCUGAGGAGCUUAGCAUCGCAGCAAGUGAGAAGAGCCACUUUUACAGCAAAGAUGAUGUUGUCACCGCGAAUGCACGAGAUACCGCAGUGGAUCUCAGCGGGGCAUUAGAAGUGCCCGAGGUGGCCCCGGUCUCUAUACGCGAGGUGGUCAAGAGCGCGUGGCAUCACCAGCCUUACAAGGUUCUGCUUAUAUUUGGGCUGACGACGUGCAUUGCAGCGGGAGUCGUGCCUCCAAUCUUUUCAUUUGUAUUGGGAAAGCUUUUGGCCACCAUGGGAAAGGUCGACCAAGGCAGCGAAGUCAUCAAAUUCGCGCUCAUCGUGCUCGGUCUAGCGUUCGUUGAUCUCCUCUUUCGCUUCCUAUCCUUCUUCACCAUGGAGUUCAGUGCCGACUUGUGGGUCCGCCAGCUACGAGAGCUCGGGUUCCGACAAAUGGUUGCUCAAGACAAGGCAUGGUUUGAUCAGCCAGUCGCAGCUGCCGGAGUCAUCGUCACGCAACUUGUCAAAGACGCAGACGAUGCGCAGGCUUUUAUCAGUCGCAUCGCGGGCCACCUUGUGCUCAUCGCGGCCAUGGUGCUGCUUGCAUUCGUCUGGGCGCUCGCCGUGGGCUGGCAGCUCACUUUGGUGGGCGUUGCUCUAGCACCCGUCUUCAUAGUCGCCGUCGCGCUUCAGUCAAGAGUCGUCACGAAACACGAAGUGCGCAACAAGACCAAAAGAGAGGCAGUUGCCAAGCGAUUUUACGACAUGGUCGCAAACGUCAAGGGUAUAAGAUCCAUGGCCCUUGAGCCAGUAUUUCGUGCCAACUUUGUUGAUGCCGUCAAGGAGGCAGAGCAAUGCGCGCUCAGAGCCGCUCCAGUCUCUGGCUUUGGCUUUGGGCUGGCAGAAGCGCUGACCUACCUCUCGGAAGCUCUGAUGUACUUCGUCAGCGCGGUGCUAGUCUCGCGAGGCAUCUACGACCUGGAGAGGAUGAUGAUCGUCUUCAACUUGAUCAUCUUUGCGGUAACAUUCGCUGGCCAAAGCAUGGCAUGGCUGCCCGGCUUGUCCAAGUCUGUCCAAGCAGCAGGUGACCUCAAGCGAUUGGUCGACUUGCCCGGUACGUCGAGCGAAACUUCUGGUCGAUCGAUGCCACAUGUACAGGGCACGCUUCUUUUCGACAAUGUAACUUUCUCAUACCCACUGCGGCCAAAUGUACCUGUGCUGCAAGGUAUCACGCUCAACAUCAGACAGGGCGAGCGAGUCGCUCUCGUAGGCGACAGCGGCUGCGGCAAGUCUACCGUUGCUGCCCUUCUUCAGAGGCUUUACGAGCCUGAAGGUGGCCGCAUCCUUCUGGAUAACCGACCCGUCAGCGACAUCGACACGCGGUAUCUCCGAGAACAUCUCGCGGUUGUGAGCCAGCACCCGAAUCUUUUCGACGCGACAGUGAGCGAGAAUAUCGCGUAUGGGGCUAGCGGUGGUACGCCGACGAGCGUCACUCAGUCCGGCCUCGAGAGAGCGGCUCGACGUGCGCAUGCCGACACUUUCAUCCGCGCGCUGCCAUCGGGCUACGAGACCGCCUUGGGUGAGAAUGCCGGGCGAGUGUCGGGUGGACAAGCGCAGAGGCUUGCUAUCGCUCGCGCGCUUGUGCGGCAGCGAGCUCGCAUCUUGAUCCUCGACGAAUGCACCAGCGCGCUCGACCCGGUCUCCCAGGAGGCAGUUGCGAAUGCUCUGCUUGGAAAAAGAGGCUCACCUCAGGAUGUCUGCAACACGCUGACGACGCUGGUCGUGACGCACAAAGUGCAGAUGAUGCAGCGGUGCGAUAGGAUCAUCGUGCUGGAGGGCGGACGAGUUGUAGAGCAGGGUCCUUACGAAGAGCUGAUACGACGCCGAGGACCCUUUGCUACCCUCGCUAGCGGCGGCAAGUGGGAUGCGUGA